This is a messenger RNA of Lucilia sericata (common green bottle fly), 1127 nucleotides long. RefSeq names its product adrenodoxin-like protein 1, mitochondrial (gene Fdx1). The coding region runs from base 91 to 603 and encodes 170 amino acids. NCBI's taxonomy places the organism in Eukaryota, Metazoa, Arthropoda, Insecta, Diptera, Calliphoridae. Gene Ontology annotation, biological process: P450-containing electron transport chain; positive regulation of oxidoreductase activity. Gene Ontology annotation, molecular function: 2 iron, 2 sulfur cluster binding. Gene Ontology annotation, cellular component: mitochondrion. The record is from RefSeq and is a predicted model, not a curated record. The transcript has 4 exons.
CAACAACGGCAAUACUGUUAUCAAAAAGAUAAACAAGAUGAAACAGCUGUGCAAUAUUAUUAUUAUUAUUUCAUAACCUUUUAGGACAAAAUGCUUUGUUUAUUUUUGCGGCAAGCUAGAAUUUCUGGUAGUAUUAUUUCAAAAAAUAUCCAAAAGAUCCCAAGACGAACACCAUUUCGACAGUUACAAACAACGACCAUAAACAGGCAUGGAGAAUAUGAAUGGCAAGAUCCUAAGUCAGUAGAUGAAAUUGUACGAGUUACCUAUAUCGAUAAAAAUGGCAAGCGAACUGAGGUGAAGGGUAAAAUUGGGGAUAAUGUUUUAUAUUUGGCUCAUCGUUAUGAAAUUGAAAUGGAGGGUGCUUGUGAAGCUUCUCUAGCAUGUACCACAUGUCAUGUUUAUGUACAUGAUGACUACCUAGACAAGUUGCCGGAGGCCGAGGAAAAAGAAGAUGAUUUACUAGAUAUGGCACCGUUUCUUAAAGAAAAUUCACGUUUAGGCUGUCAAAUCAUACUAACGAAAGAACUGGAUGGCAUUGAAUUAACAUUACCAAAGGCUACUCGUAACUUUUAUGUAGAUGGUCAUACACCUAAACCUCAUUAAAAUAUAUUAUAUGGAUGCUCGCAGUUUCCAUAUUGUUGAUAUAAAUAUUGUUUAAUUAUUCUUUGUUUGUUUUUAAUACAAGCUAUUAUUGUAUACAAUAAGUCCAUUAAAAAGGUAUAACAUUGAAUUAAAUAAUGUCAUUUUAAAUCUUACUGGAUAAUUUAUAAUUUUAUAUAAAUCACUAUUUGUGAGGCAGCAGAGCUUAUGAAGACUGAAUUUUAUUUGCAAGGUAUAUAUUUAUAAUUUCAGACCCUAUAAAGUCCUUAUAUAUUGCGGAGUCCUUAUAACCAUCUCCGUCUGUCUGUUCCUUCAAUAAGUGAAGUUUCCUAUUUUAAAUAUUCAAAAUUUGUCCAUAAAUGACGGAGGUAUGAACCCGUUAAAAUAUUACUAUUAGCAACUAUUUCAACUCAUUUUGUCUCAUUAUGCCGGAAAAUGGAUUUAUUGUUAAUAUUGACAUUACCACCAAAUUUUGAACAUAUAGAUAAUAAAUCUAAUAUCAAUAAAAAUCCUAUUGCCAACUGAAA